This is a messenger RNA of Ambispora gerdemannii, 592 nucleotides long. NCBI's taxonomy places the organism in Eukaryota, Fungi, Glomeromycota, Glomeromycetes, Archaeosporales, Ambisporaceae. The record is from the annotation of a GenBank genome assembly.
AAAAAGGCACUUUUAAUUCAGCCAUAGUAAAAAUUACUCACGCAAAAACUCAAUAUCGAUUCGAAAGACAAUCACAACAAUCUCUCGGUAAAGUUAAAGUGGAAAAUCGACGGCCAUUCGUCAUCGUUGGUAAUGAGACACACUUUACUCGUGAUAUUCAUAUAGGGGAUUUAAUAGUGAUUGGAGAUGAAAAAAAGCAAGUAAUUGAAAUUAUGACCGAUACAAUAUUAAAAAUUUCCAGCAAUGCUAUUCAAUAUGUUAAUAUCGAAUAUGGAGUUUGGAAUGAAUUUAGCAUUGAGACACGAACAACUAUCAAUGGACUCCUUGAUGUUUACUCAAUGGUAUUCACGAAAUAUGCGGUAACAAGUCCAAUUGGUCGCGUAGACAAUCCAUUAACACUUACAGUUGUAGUCGAUAAUCCGAACAAAAAUUUAGAAAACUAUCCGGUUAAAGUUAAAAAAUAUAUCGAAAAAAUGUUUGCAAAGUUUAAAAAAGAAACAAAAAAGCCACUCGGUCAUUUAAAAAAUUUUAAUACUAGAUUUACAACAUUUCAAGACAUUAAAGAUAAUUUCACAAUUUAUCAACUUGGCGA